Messenger RNA from Symbiodinium pilosum, 1899 nucleotides. The record is from the annotation of a GenBank genome assembly. Lineage: Eukaryota; Dinophyceae; Suessiales; Symbiodiniaceae.
AUGGGGGAGACUGCUGGCAAAUUCGCGCUCAUGGGCUGCGGCCUUGUCUGUCUCGGACUGCUCAUUUUCGUCAUAGUCAUGCUGGCAUCCAUCAAGGUUGUAACCGACCGGCAGCAGAUACUGUACAUCUUCCCUACCAACAAAGAGGUGAAGAACGGCCCAUUCACUGAGAUCGUUUGGCCGCACAUCACUCAUGAGAUCAGGGAUGCGGUUCAAAUUUCAACGAGUGAGUUUGCUGUUCUGAAGCACGAGCGCACGCAAGAACUUCGCCAUGUGCCAGGUCCUGAAUUUGUUUUCAUGCUUGCCUACGAGUCGCUGGAGGCCGUACGAACAAAGACUGUUUUGCAGAAGCAAGAGUACAUCCGCCUCAUCGACAAGAUGACAGGGGAGGAGCGAGUUGUGCAGGGUGCCACUACCUUGGUCCCGCGGCCGCUCGAAGAGGCACCUGCAGGUGUGGAGACUGCCAUUGUCAUUGGCGCGCAGAACGCAGUUCUUGUGUACAACAAGACUUCGGGCUUGAAAAGCUUGGUGCGGCAGGCCGGAGCUUUCGUUCCGGCACCGUAUGAAGAGAUCCAGAGUGAGCAGCAGGCAGUUCUGCUGGAGCCCUUGGAGUAUGCAGUUGUCAAAGAUCUGCUCACCGGCGAGGCUCGCAAUGAAGUCGGGCCACAGCUGCUGCAAGCAGAUGCCUACGAGAGCAUCUUAGAGACCAAGAGGAAGCUUGUCCUGGAGAAGGAUGAGUACAUCCAGCUUCUUGACAAGAAGACAGGAAUAGAGCGGGUCCUGCGAGGUCCAGAUCAAGUGGUGCCAGAGCCAAAUGAAGAGGCUGAGGAUGGCGUCCAGAAGGCUGUUUUUCUCACAGACCAGCAAGCCGUGGUGGUCCUCAACAGGACAUCUGGGCAAAGACGGCUGGAAACCACAAAUGGCGUGUUCUUUCCUGCAGCGUAUGAAAAGGUGCUGGAGGUGAGGUCGAAGUACGUGGUCUUGACCAACCAGGCUGCGGUGACAAGAGAUGUCCUCGGGGCCCUGACGAUGAUAAGUGGAGCAAGCGGGAGCACGGCCUUCUUCUUGCAGCCCUAUGAAGAGUUGGUAGAGAUGCAAUGGUCCGAAUACGACAGCCCCGAUGCCCAGGAUCCCGUUCCCAAGAAAACAGUGACGAUGAUCGAUCUGCGAGCGCAGAAGAUGUUUUUCAACGUUGAAGUGCGCACCAGUGACAACGUGAAGAUGAGACUUGAGGGUACGAUCUUUUGGCAAGUGAAGGACGUCCUAACAAUGAUUGCCAUGACAGCAGAUCCCGCGGGUGACGUUUCACAACGGGCAAGAAGUGGACUUGUGUCAGCAGUGAGCAUGAACACAUUUGCAGUCUUCAUGAGUCAGUUCAACAACAUCACCGCGCAGGCGUAUGCUCAGCAGUCAGCUGAUGGCUUUUACAGUGCACGUGGCGUCGAACUGCAAAGCAUGGAAAUGACGCGAUAUGAUAUGGUUGAUCAGGAGACUGCCGACAUUCUGCAGCUGAUCAUCCAAGAAAGCACCAAUCGUAUCAACAGGUUGCAGCAGCAGGAGUCCGAGAACGACGUCCUGGCGGCGAAGCUGGUGGCCGACAUCCAGCUGGAGCAACAGCGAACGGAUUUCAUCAGAACCCAGGCUAACAACCAGAGGCUGGCAGCUCUGCUAGAAGGCCAAGCUCAAGGAACUGAGCUGGUAGAGAGCGCAGCGGCCUUCAUCGAUGGUUUGAAUGAGACCGUGCCAGAUGUGGCAGACCGUACAGAGCUGUACAGGAUGCACCAGCUCCUGGACGCAAGGAACACGGACACGCACAACCUGGCCUCCGGCCAGGCUCAGCUCUUCCUUACACCUUCCAACCUCAAUCUACAGCUCCGAAUGGCGAAUGAUGAGCUGUGA